ACACACACAGAAAAAAACACUACCAUGAGCAGGGUUUCACUGAAAUACAUAAAGAAUUUAUAGUUGGUAAAGGUUUAGUGUGUUGUUUAAUAGGGACAUGGCCUGUCCUGCGAGCCUGCGUCACGUUUGUUGAGCAUGAUUCAAUAGUUUUGUUGCGGUGUCGCAGCUGGUCUUAGCGGCUUAAAACUGCGUUUAGAGGAAAGAGCAGGUAGACCGGCCGGCGCGCGCGCGUGUGUGUGUUUGUUUGUGUCCGGACGAAAGCCUGAAAUAAUAAUAGUAAUAAUAAUAAUAAUAAUAGCAAGCAGCCAUGAUAACGUCAACUCCCGAGACUUCAGCCGGCCGCCCCUCGCGCUCCGGGAGACGCAGCGCCACUAGUGCAGCCGCCGCAGCCGCCGGAGGCUCUCCGUCCUCGGUAAGCCCGACCCGCCUGAGCCGCCUGCAGGAGAAAGAGGACCUGAGGCAGCUCAACGACCGCCUCGCCAACUACAUCGAGCGCGUGCGCCAGCUCGAGAAUGAGAAGUCGUCCAUGCGCCUCCUUCUGGAGGAGAAAGAGGAGACUACAAGCCGGGAGCUGAAGAAUGUCCGCCAGCUGUAUGAAACGGAGCUGGCCGACGCUAGGAAAACUCUGGACAACACAGCGAAUGAGAGAGCCAGGCUUCAGAUAGAGUACAGCCAGCUGUGUGAAGACCACCGCAAGCUAGUGGCCAGAAAUAAUAAGAAGGAGGCGGACCUGAGCAAUGCAGUGGAGCGCUGGAGGAAUCUCGAAGCUGCUCUGAACUCCAAAGAGGCAGACUACGCUAAUUUACUAGCAACUAACCGGAGACUGGAAAAUGAAGUUGCAGACCUCACAACACAAGUGGAUAAUCUGGAUGCAGCCUUGCAGAAUGCCAAAACUCAGGUUAAUUCAGAGAUGCUUCGUCGAGUCGACGCAGAGAACCAGAUGCAGACCCUCCACGAGCAGAUGGAGUUUCAGAAGCAGCUCAGUGAACAGGAAGUGCAGGAGAUGAGGAGUCGGUACGAGAGUCGUCUGGUGGAGGUGGAUUCAGGAAGGCAGAAGGAGUUUGAGAGUAAGUUAGCAGAUGCAAUGCAACAGCUACGACGAGAGCAUGAAUCCCAAAUCCUGCAGUAUAAAGAGGACCUGGAGCGCACCUUUAAUGCUAAGUUGGAAAAUGCCAAGCAGGUAGCCUUAAAGAACAGUAAUUAUGCCACAUCUACCAGGGAAGAGCUGGAAGGAACCAGAAUAAAAUUGGAGUCCCAGUCCAGCCAGAUAAGCAGCCUGCAAAAGCACAACCGCGAGCUGGAGGCACGAGUGCAGGACUUGGAGCGAGCUCUUGACCGCGAGAGGCAGCUCAGUCAUCAGCGGCUCUCCCAGAAGGAGCAGGAGAUGGCCGAUAUAAGGCAACAGAUGCAGGCACAGCUCGAGGAGUACCAGAGUCUCCUGGACAUUAAACUUAUGCUGGACAUGGAGAUCAAUGCCUACCGCAAGAUGCUGGAGGGAGAGGAGCAGCGGCUAAAUCUCUCCCCAAGUCCCUCUCCGCAUGCACCUAUUGCCCGCACACACGUUCAUGCCACACGCAAAGGCUGGGGAAAGAAACGGAAACAUGAAGGUGGCACGGGUCUUUCUCCGAGUUGCAAAGUGUCCCAGCGCUCAUCCGCUCGUGGCUGUGUUUCCAUUGAUGAAAUAGACCUCGAUGGAAACUUCAUUAAGCUCAAGAACAACUCUGACAUGGAUCAGCCACUAGGAGGCUGGAUAGUGAGGAGGAGUCAACCAGGAGGACCAGACAUCACCUAUAAGAUUCCCUCAUCCUACACCCUGGCUGCCGGACAAACAUUGACGAUCUGGUCUGCAGGAGCCAGAGGGGAGCAAAAACCGACAAGUGAUCUGGUCCUAAGUAGCCCUAAGACAUGGGGAGCCGUGAACGAUGUCCGGGUGUCUCUUUUCAAUCUGUACAAUGAAGAGACAGCAGAGCGCUGCGUCGUGCGUCUGUCGGGUCGAACAGAUGGAGAUUCUGAAGAGGAUCUGGACGAAGAGGGCAGCAUUGGCUCUGAGAUUCACCUCCGCCGCCAGGGUUAUGUGCCAAGUCAGGAGGCCAGUUGUGCAGUAAUGUAACUGCCAUCGAUCUGUUGUAUACUACACCAAAUCUUUUACACAAAGUGUUUUCAUGUAUGUAACCAUCAUGCCCUAAUAUAGCAAUUACAAGACCUGACAAGGCCUCAUUUCUUACAUGUGUUUGCAUUUAAUGGGGUAUAUAGGGCUAAGAGUAAAUCAAGACCAGCAAUAUUAGUCUAUAAUUUUUUCCCCUUGUAUUUCCAGGAUCUGUUUUUCUCUAUUUAUUGUGCCUUGGAAUUUAUUGUUGUUGUUGUUAUUAUUAGUUGUUGUUGUUAUUAUUAUCAUUAUUAUUAUUAUUAUUGCAUUUGCUAUAUUUGCACAUUACACAGGCUCAUGUUAAGCUAACAGGGUGAUUUUGUACAACUUGCCUGAUUUGGUGAAAAGUUUCUGAUGGCUACAAUAGUAGACAGCCAUUGAACUUGUAGCAUUACUAAACUUUUCUUUGGAGUAAUAAACUUUUCCUGUGUUUUUUUCCUUUUUGUUUGUAUGUAAAUUACUGUGACCCUUUUUUGUCACAUGUUUAUUGAUUAUUAAUUUAUUUUGCACAAUUUAAUUAAGCAGUAUCCUGACACCCACCUAAAGAUAUGAUUAAAAUGUGUCAGAAUUAGCUUUUCUUUUUUUUUCCCUUUUUUUUUUUUUUGCAUAUAUAGAAUGUAUUCCCAUGCCCUGACAUUUGAAUUGGAACAAGCCAGAAGACCUAAGUAUCUAGAGACCUCAAGAUCAACUGGUUAACUGUCAUUAUUGUCUAUUUGUUUAUUUCCCUAAAGUUUAUGCUUUUAUACCUACAAAUUUAAUAAAGAAUAAUGGAUCUGUGGUUUGGUGUUAAUUAUCUUUUUGUAGUUGAUUUCUGAAAUAAAGUAAUUAUUUUAACA
Messenger RNA from Clarias gariepinus (North African catfish), 2982 nucleotides. It is a transcript of the gene lmnl3, whose product is annotated as lamin L3. NCBI's taxonomy places the organism in Eukaryota, Metazoa, Chordata, Actinopteri, Siluriformes, Clariidae. Bases 308 to 2110 code for a protein of 600 amino acids. The record is from RefSeq and is a predicted model, not a curated record. The transcript is spliced from 11 exons.